This is a messenger RNA of Heterostelium album PN500, 474 nucleotides long. RefSeq lists its product as uncharacterized. The transcript has 2 exons. The record is from RefSeq and is a predicted model, not a curated record. Bases 1 to 474 code for a protein of 157 amino acids. NCBI's taxonomy places the organism in Eukaryota, Evosea, Eumycetozoa, Acytosteliales, Acytosteliaceae.
AUGGAUAAAAUAUUAUUUCAAGCAUUAUUUAAUAAUAUUGUAUUGAAAGAGUUGAUAUUUAAUCAAGUUAAGAUCAUAUCUAAAUGGAAUGAUCUCAAAUCUUAUAAAUGGGAUGAAGUUGUAAAACAACCUGAAAUCUUGGCAUACAAUGGCUAUUUCGAUUUAUUAAAGGCCUAUCUAAAUGAUCCCAGUACUCCUGUGCCUCCAAGGAGUGCACAGAUUUUCAGUAUGGAUUCUUCGGUUUGUGUUGGAGCAAUCAGAGGUGGCAGCUUAGAGAUGUUUCAAUAUCUUUUGGACUAUUAUGAGAUCGAUCGAAGACUUAAAGUAGUAUCGGAGCAAGGUAUUAUCAAUGACUUGUUGUCGUGUGCUUCAGAGUAUGAUAUCUACUGGACAGAUUCCAAUCGUUUAGAUCGCGAUUCAGCAUCACCAAUGCAAUGGCAUCCGCACCAUUAUCCGGAGAUUUGGAGUUACUGA